GUGUUCCUGUUUUUUUUUCAGGACAGGAGUAUGUUUGAGUCCAUAGCACGCAUCUGAACAGAUUUUGUCAUGCUGUGCCAGCUGCAAAUCCUGCUCCCUGCAGAGGAGGUUAAGUAGAAUGGCUGAGGAGGGAUUUACACUGCUCUCGUGUACCAGCAAACAGGAUUUUGGAGAGGACCCACCAUUUUCUCCUAAUGCAUGCAGCAGUAAAUAUUUAAUAAUGCAGAUACCGCAAUGCUCUAACAGUGAGAUUAAUACUUCUCAAUACAAAUGCCUCCUUUCUUGUUCCACUGACCAAAUAUUGCUCAAAGUUCAGUCUGUGUUUAGCUGCUGUGUGACAACCGGAGCUGGGAGCUGUGGGCUGUCAGAACACAAAUUGAAACGUGCUGUCCAGGCUGCAGCAAGCCCUCCCAUCCUGGAGCCCCCGGCUCCACGCAGUGCCUGGCUGCGAGCAGUUCCUCGCAGUAGCCUGAGUGCCAUGCCCGGGCCUUGAUGCUUCUGGAAACAGCUACUGAAAAUGGCAGAGAGAGCUGAGAAUGAAGAAGCAAUUCACCUAAGCAGCUUCCAUAGUCACAGAGGGAAAGACCGAAUAAACCGCAGGGAUGAAGGUCUUAUCACGAUAUCAGAUUCCUCGGACGAAGAAUUGCCUUUGCAGGAAACGCCAGCAGAGCAGCAGCACGAGGAGGAUGAUGAUGAAGAUGUGGUCAUCUUGGCAGAGACCUCCAAGCAUCAGCAGCUUGUGCGUCCCAACGUCAUCAGACCUGCUGCUCAGUGGCAGGGUGCAAACACUGUGGGAGAAGGAGCAUCUAAAAAUGCUGUAGGGCCCUUGGAGAGCAUGUGUGUGCAGGAUGAGGUCUCAGCUCUGCCGUGCCAGAAAGACCACACGGCACAGAGUGGUGCUGGACCAAGCAAAGAAGAGAGCGUGAACUUUGCCUUGCAGCAGCUUGGACCGCCUGAGCUGAACGGCCCCAGGUCUGAACUUACGAGUGACCCUGAGCCUGGCCCGAGUUUGUUUCCAGCAGUAAAAACGAGUCCACAGCUUGUUAACAGGGAAAUCAUUAGUCUGGGGAAAGCAGACUUUCCGCCACAGCGGGGGGAUAAGGAGGAAGCCCAGGGCUGGCAAGGAGAGGACUUGAAGCCGGAGCUCUCGCAGAACGUUGGAGGAACAGCUGCUGCAACCAGCACGGAGCAGGAGAUCCAGGACAGCAGCCCGCAGGGUCUGCCCUCCUUCCAGCCGCUGGAGGAGGAGCCGCGCGCCGUGCUGAGUGGCUGCGCUCCGCAGCAGGGGCAGCCUGAGGCAGGCUCGGGGUCUCUGAGGGCAUACAGAGAGGAGGCUCCGGGGCCGGCCUUCCCCAGACCCGAGCCGCAGCAGGAUGGCAUCCCGGGUCCCGCUUCGCCACAGCCGGCGCAUCCACCCGAAGAGACAAGGGGACAGCAGGCAACAGACAACGAGCAGCCAGGCCCGGCCUUCCCAGCGCAGGGCUCGCAUGAACUCGGUUCUAGCAGCGUGCCAGAACAAGGGGCUGCUGGGCAGGAGGACCAGGACUUCACUGCCCUGCUCAUCAGAGAGACGGAAGCGAGAUUUCCAGAUGUGAGGAAGGAAUAUAUUGAAGAACUAAUCAGCAUCAAGGACUGCUAUGACUUAAAUGUACUUUGUAACUUCCUUCUGGAAAAUCCGGAUUACCCAAAGAAGGAAGGCAGAAUGGUUUUAAAUCCCAGCAGCAGCCUGCUUGCCAGCCAAGAUGAGACAAAGGUGCCUAAAGUGGACUACUUUGACUUCUCCAAGCUUGCCCCCCUCGAUCAGCGGUGCUUUAUUCAGGCAGCUGACCUUCUCAUGGCAGACUUCAAGAUGCUGAGCAGCCAGGACAUUAAGUGGGCGCUGCAUGAACUCAAGGGACACUAUGCAAUCACACGAAAGGCCUUUUCAGAUGCCAUCAAAAAAUGGCAGGAGCUGUCUCCGGAAACCAGUGGGAAACGGAAAAGGAGAAAAGAAAUGAAUCAGUAUUCAUACAUAGAUUUCAAAUUCGAGCAAGGCGAUGUGAAGAUUGAGAAGCGGAUGUUCUUCCUGGAGAAUAAGAGGCGGCACUGGAGGUCCUACGACAAGCUCUCACUUCUCCCACCAGUGCUGCUGGAGCAGGAAUUCUACGAGCAAAAAGUUAAAGAGAUGGCAGAGCAUGCAGACUUUCUCCUUGCUCUGCAGAUGAAUGAGGAGCAGUAUCAGAAGGACGGUCAGAUGAUAGAGUGCCGCUGUUGUUAUGGGGAGUUUGCGUUUGAAGAGCUAACUCAGUGUGCAGAUGGUCACUUGUUCUGCAAGGAGUGCCUAAUUAAAUACGCUCAGGAGGCAGUCUUUGGCUCUGGGAAGUCAGAGCUCAGCUGCAUGGAAGGCAGUUGCACGUGUUCGUUCCCCACCAGCGAGCUGGAGAAGGUGCUUCCAGAAACCAUCCUGUGUAAAUACUACGAGCGGAAGGCUGAGGAGGAGGUGGCUGCUGCCUGUGCAGAUGAGCUUGUCAGGUGUCCCUUCUGUAACUUCCCAGCUCUUCUGGACAGCGACGUGAAGAGGUUCAGCUGCCCUAAUCCCCGCUGCAGAAAGGAAACAUGUCGGAAGUGCCAGGGGCUGUGGAAGGAGCACAUGAACCUCACCUGCGAACAGCUGGCCGAGAAGGAUGACAUCAAGUACAGGACAUCCAUAGAAGAGAAAAUGACAGCUGCCCGGAUCAGAAAAUGCCACAAGUGUGGGACCGGCCUGAUCAAAUCGGAGGGCUGCAACCGCAUGUCGUGCCGCUGCAGCGCGCAGAUGUGCUACCUGUGCCGGGCUGCCAUCAACGGGUACGACCACUUCUGCCAGCACCCCCGCUCGCCCGGCGCUCCCUGCCAGGACUGCGCCAAGUGCUCUCUCUGGACGGAUCCCACAGAAGACGAUGAGAAGAUAAUUCAGGAGAUUCAGAAGGAGGCUGAAGAGGAGCAGAGGAAGAAAAACGGAGAGAACAGCUUCAAGCGGAUCGGCCCUCCGGUGGAAAAGCCCAUGGAGAAAAUGCAGAGAAUUGAAGUCAUCCCCAGACCCGUUCCUCAGAACCUCCAUCAGCCGCGGAUGCCUCCUUACCCCUUCGUGCACCCUCCCUUCCCGCUGCCCCCCGUCCGUCCCAUGUACAAUAACAUCCCCCUCAACAUCGGCCCCAUCCCCGCCCCCUACGUGCCCCCAUUGCCUAACAUGAGGGUGAACUAUGAUUUUCCCCAGAUCAACGUUCAGCUGGAGCACAACUUGCCUAUGCACUUCGGCCCUCAGCCUCGGCACCGGUUCUGACCUGGUUCGGAGAGCGUUUGUUGCAGAGUCACUGCAGGACCAAGCCCCUGGUACCAUCACCCCGUCCUGCUGCAGCCCCUCGCCGUAGCCAGCUGCAAGGGGAGCUGCUGUGACUCGCACACACCUGCACUACCCCUUAUCUAGAGCUUCUCCGGACCUUUACAAUCAAACAUUUCGACCUGUGCUGCAACAGGGCUUGGUGCUGCAUUUCCAAGGUCUCUUCCUAUGUUGGGAGUCUUUUUUUUUUUUUUUUUUAAUUUGGCAAAGACUAUUCAGACAGCUGCUGGGAGGGAAAAUGAUUCUUGUGGAGCACAGGGGAUGCAAAAGAUCCUUGAGAGUCUUCCAAAGCUCCAACCUUCCUGCUGGCCAGAGCAGCUGCAGCAGCCUGAGUCCUGCGGGAAGGGAGGAGGGACUUGGCACCUGACUAAGACCUUCAGGAACGAGGUAAUGGGACUCUGCUGCCCUAAGCCCAACGUUGGGGUUCCCAUGUUCUCCAGCAUCCCUGUAACCCGCUAACGCCUCCCAGCAGAAAUAAAUUGUUCCAAACCAAGUUAACAUAGUGUAUUUAGCAUUUCUCGCUCUGCAAGGAGUGAGGGGAUGCAGCAGCCACCUCGCUGCUCAUCUGUUUGGCAGCCCAGAGCCACGUCCCAUCUCAGGGCUCUAGGAAGCAGAAAACUCGGCCACCCCCACCCUCGAGAACACAACCUGCCCCUCCUGAGGGCUCAGGGCUUCUCCCCCAGCAUGAAGCUGCCUCCCAGCUUCCAGCUUUUCUUUUGCUGUUCUCGUGCGGGCAUCCCAAAUCCCCACCUGCUUCUGGCAGCAGUCAGGGAUAGGGAACAGAGAGCUGUGUGUGAUGUGUGCUGUUGUGUAAAUGCGGGUUACCACCAGCGUGUUCUGCAAACGGGGGCUGUGCUUUGUGUCUGGGACAGCCCCCCCCCAAAAAAAAACAACACAGUGCUUGGAGGGGCAAACCCAGCAGGAGCUCUGGGCUGGCUCUUACCCGUCCCCUGGGCAGUGGUCCCUGGCUUGUUUGGGCUGUGCUGCAUCCUGCUCUCCCCUGCUGAGAACCAGCACGGUGCAGUUCCCUGCUGCCUUCCCACCACGUUCCAGCAUCCAGGUGUCCCCGGGCCGUGUUUGUUGGUCAGGUAGCACGUCCUUGCCUUUCGGAGCUGAAUCUCUGCUCUCAGACGUUUCCUGUGGGUUGAACAUAUCCAGCAAGCGUUCCUAUCCCUCAGUGCCAUGGUCUCUAGCAUUAAUAACAAAGUGGCAUUCACUUGCUGCUAUCACUUAUUAUAUGUAUAAUUUUUUUUUUUUUUUUAACUUUUCCUUUUUAAUUUAUUCCCAGAGGCAGCCCCGGGGCCGUGCUGGUGUGCCCAUCAGCCCCACGCCCAGUGUGCUUGAGUCACUGAGGUCUGCCCGCCUCUUUCUGACGGGUGGGUGACGGGUGCUCAGUGCCUCGGCCCUGGGGCUGGGGCUGCACUGGGUGCCUCGCUGCAGCUCACGUCUGGCUGCAGUGCUCUGCAGUUGGUGCGGCAGCGCGGGCUCCCUCAUGGGCACAGAGCUGCCCCCUUUGCUGUGCUCCUGCAGCGGCCGUGUCCAGCUCCCGCGUGCCCUCGGCACAGGCAGCACCAUGAUAGCAAAAGUCAGGCUCCCAUUCCUUCUUUUGAUGCUUUUCCAGAGAUGCACGGCCACAUCGGGACCUCAGCCUGGGCAGGGAGAAGUACGGAGAUGGAGAAAAGGGGACAGAAGUGUGGUGGUGAGGUGACAGCGGAGGUGGCACGGGGCGGGUGGUGCCCGGGGUCUGUCCCCAUGGCUGGGGAUCAGUGCCGUCACCUCCCUGGGGCACAGGGCUCAUCCACUGCCCCGGGGCGAUGUCACACUGCGGGGAGAGCCCUGCAGGGGUAAAGAGAGGGGCAGGGCUGGGGCUGUUCCCCUGCAGAACCACGGUGCUGGGUGCCCGGGCUGCGAUGCGAGGGCUGCUCCUUCCCUCUGGCCUGGGAGGUGCCAGCAGCUGCAGUUCCUGGUAGCGUUUGAAUCCGUUGCUGGUUCAAGUUGGUUGGUUACAAAAGCAAAGCUCUGCACACCCGGCAGAACCCCGGGCCUGGCUGUGUCCCCUCGUGCCCUGCUGCCCCACAGCGCUCCGUGCUGGAGGAGCCAUGGGGCGGAGGCCGUGCCCGGCUGCAUCCUCCUACCAGGUACUCAUUAUGGUUAAUUGCGGUGUCUCGUUUUACUUGCCUUAAAGGUGGGGAGAGAAACUUAGUAUUUGCACUUAGCAAAACGUCCUAUUACGAGAAAGGAACCCUGUAAAGACGUGCAUGUUCUGCAACUUUGUAUAACAAUAGCCGAAAACAAAUAGGUUGGUUUAUUAAAAUAAAUAAAUAAAUAUUUUUCUUUA
Molecule: messenger RNA, 5696 nt
Organism: Numida meleagris (helmeted guineafowl)
Lineage: Eukaryota; Metazoa; Chordata; Aves; Galliformes; Numididae
Gene: RNF216
Product: ring finger protein 216
Exons: 17
Coding region: 518-3301 (927 amino acids)
Molecular function (GO): zinc ion binding
Source: RefSeq, a predicted model, not a curated record